Pyricularia pennisetigena is the source of this 816-nucleotide messenger RNA. RefSeq lists its product as uncharacterized. Gene Ontology annotation, molecular function: SNAP receptor activity; SNARE binding. NCBI's taxonomy places the organism in Eukaryota, Fungi, Ascomycota, Sordariomycetes, Magnaporthales, Pyriculariaceae. The transcript is spliced from 2 exons. The record is from RefSeq and is a predicted model, not a curated record. The coding region runs from base 1 to 816 and encodes 271 amino acids. Gene Ontology annotation, biological process: vesicle fusion; intracellular protein transport; Golgi to vacuole transport. Gene Ontology annotation, cellular component: SNARE complex; membrane; endomembrane system.
AUGUCAUUUGAUCAGCUAUCCUCGCUGGAAGCGCAGCAGCGACGGGGAGAUAACGGGCGCGGAUAUGUCGACGACCCCGAUUUCCAGCGUGUGUCGCAAGACAUAAACAACAAGCUAUUCAAAGUCAACGGCAACAUUUCGAGACUCAGCACAGAGAUCAGCCAUCUCGGUACAAGGCGAGAUACCGCGCGUGUCAGGGAACGGGUCCAUGACUUGCUGGAGGAGUCGCGGGAAAUAUUUAGACAGCUUGGAGAGGCCGUCAAGAAACUCCAAUCAUGGGAAGACGUUACGCCGACCCAAAAGUACACACAACAAAAGGCUUCUCGCGAAGUGCAAGCUUCUCUACAGGAGUUUCAGAGCCUGCAACGAAAGGCUUUGGAAAAACAAAGGGCAUCGGUGAGCGCCGCAAAGGCAGUGACAGACGAAGAUGGCGUUACCAGAAGCACAGGAGAGGAGGGACAAUAUCUCGAACAACAACAGCAACAGGAAGUCCUCAGGCUCGCACCACAGGACGAGGUGGAUUUCCAGGAAGCGCUGAUCAUCGAGCGCGAAGAGGAAAUACGCAACAUCGAGCAAGGUGUCAAUGAUCUCAACGUUUUAUUCUCACAAGUGGCACAGAUCGUCUCGGAACAGGGAGAGCAGCUCGACACCAUAGUCGACAAUGUCGAGAAUGUGAGAACAGACACCAGGGGUGCUGAUUAUGAGCUGCGCAGCGCCGCGAGGUAUCAGAAGAAUGCUCGUAGCAAGGCUUGCUGCUUGCUAUUGAUUCUGUCGGUUAUUCUGACAAUUGUUUUGCUUGCCAUUUUUCUUGGAUAA